AUGUCCGGCCCCAACAUGGAUAAUGAUUUCCAGCUUUUCUCUCCGCGGAACACCGACGGAGAUGAGCCGCGAGGAAACAACCAGAUGUUUACGCAUCCGGCUGGAGAGAAUGUAAACCAAGAUUGGACCCAGUGGAUGCGAUGGGACGAGCCCAUGUUCACCGAGGGAGAUCAGAAGCCGACGGGCUCAUCCGUGGAUUUGCCAUCUAUCUCUCCCCAUACGGACAUGAGCUCUCCGACUCAUUUGAAUCACAAAGACUUCUCACCCAACCUGCCUCUUGGCUUGAUGGAGAUUCCGCCUGGAUCCAACGGACGAGGUAGUAUGGGUGGAUACCAGAAUGGUUACCCGGAUCAGAACUGGCACAUUAACCAACCGCAACACUCGGGAUUAGUUUCUCCCAUUUCAAGUGUUGGAACGAACCGCAAGCGCAAGACUGGAAGCGACGACGAUGCAACAACAGUGACCGGUCCCGUGCAACCCGGCAAGAAGAUGCCAGCUAAGAAGCGCGCUCACAAUGUCAUUGAGAAGCGAUAUCGCGCCAACUUGAACGACAAAAUUGCCGAACUACGUGACAGUGUGCCUAGCCUUCGGUCGACUAAGGGCUCGAAUGGAGGAUCGCCCGACGAGGACGAGGAAGCGGAAGGAACGACCAAUGCGAGCAAGCUAAACAAGGCAUCGAUUUUGUCUAAGGCCACCGAGUAUAUCAAGCAUCUCGAAACUCGCAACAAGCGCUUGGAGGACGAAAACACCGCCUUGAAGAAUCGUCUUCGCCAGGCCGACAAGGCGGCAGAUCAGGCCGUCACAUCAUCCGCUUCAGUCUCAUCGCCCAGCAAUUAUGCCUCAACGGACCCAGACUCUGGUAGCUCGCCAAGUGUCUUCUCGCAAGCCGAUGAAAAUACAGCCGAGAGCUCACCUACCUCGCAAAACCCCCCAGAGGGACUCCUUCCCGUGCCAGACUCAUGGAAGCGCAUGCGAGCCCAAACUGCCCAGCAGGGAGCCUUUGCCGAGUCCUACAUCAAAUAUCCAUCUUCCUCCUCACCCCACCAACCGCAAUUCGCGAAGGAAGAGAAAUCUACUCGACGAUCAAAGAUGCCUAACAAGUACAUGCUGGGUGCUCUGGCUGGUCUGAUGGUUCUUGAGGGUCUGGGAUCUGACGAUUCUGAGACUGAAUCAAAGGGGCUGUUUGCACUUCCCUUCCGCCUGCUCAGUCGUCUUCAGACACCCACCAUGGCACACUGGGAAUUCUACUUGAAAAAUUUCUGGUACUCAUGGCAGGCGCGUGCUUUCUCUCAUUUCCUUGGCUUGGCCACGCUGGUCGUUGGCUGUGCUUUCAUCGUUUUCCUUUACCUAUUCAAUGCCCAGCCUAUCGCGCGACGAGGCCCGUCAAAGUCCGUCUCCGAGUGUCCAGCUGCGCUUCUUACUUCUAGUGACUUCCGCCGACAAGCUUGGUUGACAAGCAUGCAACGGGCGGGUGUCCCACGCCACAGAUUCUUCCGAGAGUGGUACGUGGUCACUUCUCGAUGCUUCGAAUACGUUUUGCGUUGCUUCAUGGGUUGGAAGAUCUACUCAUGGGCCACCGGUAUUACCGAGGAAGAUGAGAAAGGACGAGUCAAGACCUGGGAUAUCGCCAUUGACGCCCAGCUUACGGGCGGAGAUGCCGAGAUCAGCAAGAGUCGACUUGUCCUCACCAUUUUCGCCGCCGGAACACUCCCCUCUACUCCUACUCGAAUGAUCAUUAAGGCUUUGCACGUCCGCAUUCUCCUGUGGAAUGUUGGAGAAGCUGGUUCUUGGUCUUUCCAUAUGUCUAACGAUAUCGCCCGAGCUCUUGCCAGGUUCCAAUGGGGCGUGGCUCGCGAGAUCAACGACUCACUUCCUGACGGGCAUCCCGAUCAGCUCCCUCCUCAUCUUGCUGCUCUUGUCCAGUUGGAUUGCGAUGAUGUCAUGAUCGACAACAUCAUUCAGCGUGCUGUCAAUCUCACCUGGAACCGACCUACUCAAGAAGGCACUGGCGAUGAUGAGGUGCUCCUUGAUGUUGUAGAUGAAGACCCAGCGAUUCAGUGCUCCCAGGACGCGCUUGCAGCCUGGUGGUCGAGCCAUUUGUUGCAGAUCGCUUUGCUCAAUUAUUUCGAAGCCAGUGAGAAGGGUCCGGUGUCCAAGGCAUCUCGCGAUGCUUUCAAGGAGAAGAUUCGCAUGUCUCUUGAUGUCGCACCUCGCCUUUCUGCUGCGUAUACUCGCGCUCUUGUUAUGAAAGCUGUCUUUUUUGAACAGAACCGCAUUGAGAAUGUGAGCGCAGUCCUGGCUGCCCUCCCAAAGGAAAAAAGGAAGGGAAGCCAAAGCCAUUCUUUCAACUUCAUCGAUUCAUCCCUACCCGUUUCCGUGCGCGAUGAGAUUUCCAUCGCUGUGCGUUGUGCUAUGAUCGCCGCCAUUGUUACCGCUCGAUCCCCUGGCGGUGACGCUGCUUCACUUCCAGAAUCCUUCACCAUCCAAAAGGCUAUCACCUGGUUCAAUCAACUUCCCAUUGAUCCUGUCGAGCUGUCAUUACUGGGCUUCUCAUCUGUUUACCAUCUCCUCCACCUUCUUGCCUCAGACGUCGAUUACAUCGCGUCCUCCGAUUCCUCCUCUCCUUCCGCUGGUGCCUCCGAGGCCACUUCCUCCGCAGACGACGAAGCGGAGGAAAAGCCCCGGCCAGCCCGCAAGCUUUCUGUAUGUCCCCGUGACAUCCCCAACAUUGGACAAGUAUCUGCAGAGCUUGUCUAUUGGGCCCGUCAUGCCUAUAACCCUGCGUUCUACGGUUUCUCAUCUACCCUUGUCAACGUCAUUGUGAAUUCCUGCACAGCAAUCUGCCAAAAUGCAGGACUCAACAUCGAUGACUUUGUGCACACCAAAUCCGACAAGGCUCUCUCCAAGAAGCGCCGCUCUCGCCGGCGCAGAGGAGAGUCACAGUCUUCCCAAAGCGAUGCCGACCAAGAUGUGGUCGACUCGCCAGCUGAGCGACCCCACCUUCGCCGCGAGCGAUCCGCUAGCAAUGACACGGGCUAUGGCAGUCUUUCAUUUGAAGAGGAUAGCAAGUAUUUUGCUAACGUCUCUACCAAUGUGCCCGAAAUUGCAAUUUGA
This is a messenger RNA of Penicillium salamii, 3114 nucleotides long. The record is from the annotation of a GenBank genome assembly. NCBI's taxonomy places the organism in Eukaryota, Fungi, Ascomycota, Eurotiomycetes, Eurotiales, Aspergillaceae.